CCCCCGCCUCCUGCAUCUCCUCCGCUGUCCCACUGUCCUCCCGUGAUUCUCCGCGUCCCGCCGCUCCUAGAGGCUAGAGCCACCGCCACUUGCUCCCCUCCCCCUCCGCGCGGCGCUCACGGCGAUGGAUGAGUGGGUUCGCCAGGCCGAGGCGUGGGCGGGCCAGGCCGAGCGCUGGACCCGCCAGCAGCCCCCGGAGCAGAUUUACGUCGCCGUCGCCGUGAUUGCCGUCACAAUUCUGGUGCUCCUCGCAGCUUCUUGUCUGAAAUCAUCGAAAUCAAAUACCAUUGUGCUAUCCGGGCUAAGUGGAAGUGGUAAAACUAUUCUUUUCUACCAGCUUCGUGAUGGGUCAUCUCAUCAAGGAACUGUGACAUCGAUGGAUCCUAACAAUGAUACGUUUGUGCUACAUUCAGAGCUUGAAAGGAAAGGCAAAGUUAAACCUGUCCAUGUUGUUGAUGUUCCUGGUCAUGCAAGGCUGAAACCCAAGCUGGAUGAAUUCCUGCCUCGGGCAGCUGGAGUUGUUUUUGUUGUUGAUGCUCAGGAUUUCUUGUCUAGCAUGCAAGCUGCUGCAGAGUACUUAUAUGACAUUUUGACGAAGGCUACUGUGGUAAAGAAAAGGAUUCCUGUUCUUAUAUUCUGCAAUAAAACAGACAAAGUUACCGCUCACUCGAAGGAGUUCAUCAAGAAGCAGCUGGAAAAAGAAGUGAACAAGCUUCGGGAAUCGAGGAAUGCCAUAUCAUCUGCUGACAUCACUGAUGAAGUUGAGCUUGGUGUCCCUGGAGAGGCAUUCAACUUCAGUCAAUGCCAGAACAAGGUGACAGUUGCUGAAGGCGCUGGUCUCACCGGUAAUGUUUCAGCAGUCGAGCAAUUCAUCCGCGAGCACGUCAGGGCUUAGAUUUGUCUCGUCCUUUCAGAGUAGUGUUUAUGUCUCUGCAGAAUUGCUGUCUGAGUUUGCGACUAGUUUUACCUGAUGAAAGAAGGGCUACCAUGGGUGUGCUGACUCUGUAGAUGUGUAACGAUUUGCACUGCUAGCUCUUGACUGACGUUGACUCACAUGAUUGGUGGUUUCACAUGAACAUUUCACAAGUUUCAGAGGAAACUGCCAUGUUCCGAAAGGGGCAUCGAUGAUUUCAAAACAGUUGGUUAUUCUGUCUA
Aegilops tauschii subsp. strangulata is the source of this 1155-nucleotide messenger RNA. RefSeq lists its product as uncharacterized. NCBI's taxonomy places the organism in Eukaryota, Viridiplantae, Streptophyta, Magnoliopsida, Poales, Poaceae. Gene Ontology annotation, cellular component: Golgi apparatus. Gene Ontology annotation, biological process: protein localization to Golgi apparatus; Golgi to plasma membrane protein transport; intracellular protein transport. The record is from RefSeq and is a predicted model, not a curated record. Gene Ontology annotation, molecular function: GTPase activity; GTP binding.